AUGGCUUCUUCUGUCAACAAUUUUGUCAUCUUGGAUCAGACGUUGAUCAUGUUUGACGUCGAGCAAGUGGAAAACGCCUCACAAACGAUCACGAUUCGACGUCAUCCCGAUUGCAAGGUGCCAGUGUGUUGGUGUCUUUUGACGAAUGGGCCGACUCGUUACAUGGUUGCACCAAAUGGCGGCAUCAUCAACAAUAGCAAUCCUCUACAGCUUCGAAAUCUUUUAGAACGACUUUUCAUCUCUCCCCGAAACGCACAUGUUCCGCGCUUCACCCUCGAUUUCAAUCCAAAUUUGCCGAAUUGUCUAGCAACAGGCGGUGACGACGGAGUGAUCCGCAUUUGGGACACCGACAGCCGAAAACGCCGAUCCACUGUG
Molecule: messenger RNA, 375 nt
Organism: Mesorhabditis belari
Lineage: Eukaryota; Metazoa; Nematoda; Chromadorea; Rhabditida; Rhabditidae
Source: the annotation of a GenBank genome assembly